This is a messenger RNA of Magallana angulata, 2068 nucleotides long. RefSeq names its product mas-related G-protein coupled receptor member H-like. The transcript is spliced from 2 exons. Gene Ontology annotation, molecular function: G protein-coupled peptide receptor activity. The record is from RefSeq and is a predicted model, not a curated record. Gene Ontology annotation, biological process: G protein-coupled receptor signaling pathway. The coding region runs from base 485 to 1765 and encodes 426 amino acids. Gene Ontology annotation, cellular component: membrane. NCBI's taxonomy places the organism in Eukaryota, Metazoa, Mollusca, Bivalvia, Ostreida, Ostreidae.
CACCAACCCGAGUCCAUUUAGGCACCUAAAUUUUUAUUCUAUAUAUUAGGCAUCGGAAAAUCAAAGACUUAUCAAAAUAUCCAAAUGCCGUCAACAGAGGAACGAUUCUCAUAAAUUGAUAUCUGUUUAUUUCAGAAGACGUCGAGCAUUGCUUUGUGGAGGUUGCGGCGAUUCGUUGUUUGUGUCUGGGCGCUGUGCAGGGGCAGAUACAGACGGCGAUUGGUUAUUGAACACUCAUACAGCGGCCUCUGUGCUAAGCCUUCAGUAUUCCUCCCAGCAGCUCAUAACACGGCCCUACUUUAUGUCAAAAUGAUGUCGACUUUUAUUAGAAAUCGCUCAGUGUAAACUCGGUUUUUAAUUUCGUCUUCAGGAUUUUAAAAUUUGGAUUUGCGUGUUCUUUGAAGUUUAAAGGAUUUUUAACUGUAUCUGAAGGAAAGCAACAAUCUGCAUUUAUAUAUUCGCCUUGGACGUCAAAUUUUCAGCAAUGUCUGAAUACCUCUCAGAGACCACCGUUAGCAAUAGCAGUGGGGACCAGCGCGCCAUGGACAAUCAGACGAUUCUACAGUCUAUGACGCUGGAAUUUCCUGAGGACUACCUCUCAAACGGAACCUUUGUGCCCUAUUUAAUCAUCCCCUUCCCAAAGAAUCUAGCCUUCCCCGUGUAUGGUGUUUUGGUCCCCAUUAUCACUGUACUGACGCUGGUGUCCAACGUCCUCGUCAUCUGUGUUUUCUUGAAGAAGAAGAUGCGUUCAGUGACAACGCUUUUUCUCGCGGGAUUGGCAUGUUCGGAUACACUCUCCGCUAUUUUGUGGUGUGUGGUACACCUCUAUUUUUAUGGAUUCAAAAGCGACUACACAGUCCCGGUCCAGCAUCCGCUGUGUGUUUUUCAUGACUACGCUUUAUAUUUAGCGGUGAUGUUUCAUGCGACGUCAGUCUGGCUCACUACAACGCUUGGCGUACAGCGAUGCAUCAUUGUCGUCAAACCGUUCUGGGGACCACGAUUGUGGACAAUGAAGAAGUCGGCCUUCAUGACCCUUUUGGCUUAUCUAUUGUCUGUGAUGUUUUUUCUUCCGUUGUUUUUUAUGAACAAUUAUAAGAAAAUUGAAGUGACGGAGAACAAUAUAACGUCUGUCGUCUGCGGGGUAAGAGUGGACCCUUUCUUCGAAAAGAGACUGUAUGAGUACUCCAUUGUAAAUAAUUCUUUCCGUGGAAUAUUCGUACAGUUCCUGCCAUGCAUUUUGAUGCUGAUUACGACGUUCGUCCUGGCGUACAAAUUAAAACACGGCAAGAUUCUGCAGCGCUGCAUCUCCUCGGCGGCGGAGGGUCCAAAACGAGACUUCCAGCACCGACAGCGGACGACGUUAAUGGUGGUCAUCAUCAUGAUCAUCUUCCUCAUCGUGGAGAUUCCGAACGGCAUCGUCUUCGGAAUCAAAGUAUACGAAAACCUGUCCGACAAUUACAUCAUAGAAACUGAAACUGACUAUUCGAUAGCCAUUCUACAGAACUUUGUACUGUUGUUGAGCUAUCACUGUAACUUCUGGAUUUAUGUAGCGCUGAGCGCCAGGUUUAGAGAAACCUUAAAAGCGUUGAUUUGUGGCUUCAAAGUGAAGCAUACCUUUGAGCGAAUGAUGACGGUAAGUAGUUUUUCUCCCGCCAGCUCUUUGAAACGGAAGCGAGGGAUACGAUCCACCGGAAACGGAAGUGACAUUAAGUGCGACUUUGAGUCAAAAACUUAUUUCUCAAACCUGAAUGGAAAUAGCGAUUGAAAUAUAACAAUUGAUGGUUUUGUGUCCACUAUCAUCUUGAUAUGAAUAGGAUUUAUGAAAUCCUGUUUGUAUGUGGUUGAUUGUUACCAAAGGUCAAUACGGCCGCAUUUUGAGAUACUGUAAAGGGUUUAAGAGGAAUCUAAGCGAAAUGCUUUUUAUAGUAAAGAAACAAAAUAUGCUUAUCGUACAUUGUAACAUAGCAAUGCAAACAAAUACCAUGAACACCAUGCAUAUACAUUGCAUCUUGAUAUUGGUGUUAAAAUCAUGUGCAUCUAAUAUAUUAAUAAAGAAGUCUGCUUUUCA